Molecule: messenger RNA, 2766 nt
Organism: Cladocopium goreaui
Lineage: Eukaryota; Dinophyceae; Suessiales; Symbiodiniaceae
Source: the annotation of a GenBank genome assembly
AUGGUCGAGGAGAUGUUCGAGCUGAUGUACGAGGCCCGGGGCAUCGGGCUAGCGGCCAACCAGGUCGACUUGCCGUACCGGCUAUUCAUCCUGAACCUGCACUCAGACCCGGAGAUGAAGGAAGAAGAACGCGUCUUCAUCAACCCGGUGAUUACCCAGCGGAAGGGAACCGCCCAACGCGAAGAGGGCUGCCUGAGCAUCCCCGAGGUGUUCGCCGAGGUGACCCGUCCGGAGAAGAUCAAGAUCAACGCCUUCGACCUCUCGGGCAACGAGCUGGCUUUGGAACUCGACGGGCUGUUCGCCCGUGCGUGCCAGCACGAAGUCGACCACUUGGACGGCGUGCUGUUCAUCGAUCGGCUCAGCGAGACCAGCGUGGCCGACAUCAAAGAGCCACUGGCCGACUUCGAGUUGGAGUUCAAAUCUCGCCGCGAGCUUGGUGAAAUUCCAGACGAUGCGGCGAUUGCUUCCCGGCUGGCCGAACUGGAACCGCAAACCAACGCCAUGCGGACCAUCGCCGCAGCCCACGACACGCCGAUCUACGACCCAGAGUCGAUCAACACCCCCGAAGCCCGCGAACACCUGGCCUCACUCGAACCCGACUUGUUUGUGGUGGCCGACUACGGACAGAUCCUUUCAGCCGAAACCCUGGGCACCGCUCGCCUGGGGGGAAUCAACCUGCACGGUUCACUGCUACCCAAGUACCGCGGAGCGGCACCCAUCAACUGGGCGAUUUACCACGGCGACGCGGAAACGGGCGUGACCGUUAUUCAUAUGACCCCGCGGAUCGACGCCGGGCCGGCCAUCGCCCAGCGGAGCACGCCAAUUGGCCCCGACGAAAACGCGGUGGAACUAGAAGCCCGACUCGCGGCAUUGGGAGCCCCGUUGGUCUGCGAAAUUGUCGACCGCUUCGCCCGCGGCGAGGUGGCCGAGGAAGUGCAGAACCCGGGGGAAGUGACGAAGGCCCCGCGACUGAAGAAGACCGAUGGCGAAGUCGACUGGAGCCGGACCGCCCAGCAGAUCAAAAACCAGGUGCGGGCGAUGGAGCCCUGGCCGCGAACCUACACAAACUGGGUUCGCGAGGAAGGCGAGCCACUGCGGUUGAUCUUGGACCAGGUCGAGUCCCGCGCGGCCGCGGGCGAACAUCAGCCUGGCGAGGUCGUCGCGGCCGGAGGUUCAGAACUGGUGGUGGCUACCGGCGAUGGAUACCUGGCGCUGCACGGCCUUCAACCGGCCGGUAAGCGGAUGCAGACAACCGAGGAAUUCCUGCGAGUUAUGGCCCUGGUACGCCUGAUGUUACGGCGACAGGACCAGCUGCUGACCGAACUGACGAUCCGGGUCGAAAACGAAAAACGAAGAGCCCAACAAGAGGCUCAGAAAAUGAACAUGCUCGACAGCGAGCUGGUCGUCGCGAGCCUGCGCCAUGAAGGUUACGAGCUGGUCAAUUCGCCCAAGCUGGCCGAUACGAUCCUCUACAACACGUGUAGCGUGCGGCAACAUGCCGAGGACAAGAUCUACAGUGCCCUGGGCCGGCUGAAGGAUCUCAAGCAGCGACACCCUGAGAAGAUCGUCGGUGUGCUGGGUUGCAUGGCCCAAAAAGAUCAGAAGCAAAUCAUCGAUCGGGCUCCCCAGGUCGACCUGGUGGUUGGGCCCGGGCAACUGCAUCAAAUCCCGCGGCUGCUGAAAGAGAUCGCCUCGGGAGAAGGCCGCAAGAUUGAAGUGAGCCUGAGCCGUUCGGCCGGUUCGCGCGAGAAGAUCGAGCAGAGCUUCGAGAGUUACGACCCGCUCCGCGACCCUCAGAUGCGGCCUUCGCCGUACCAGGCGUUCGUGCGAAUCAUGAUCGGCUGCGACAAGUUCUGCACCUACUGCAUCGUGCCUUCGGUGCGAGGUCCCGAGCAGAGUCGCGAGCCGCGUCUCAUCGAAGCCGAAGUGCGACAACUGGCCGACGAAGGCUGUCGCGAAGUGACGCUGCUGGGACAAACCGUCAACAGCUACCGGCACCGCGAAGACGGCCGCGAGGUGCGGCUGGCCGACUUGCUCUACCGUCUGCACGACAUCGACGGGCUCGAUCGCAUUAAGUUCGUCACGAACUACCCUCGGGAUAUGUCCGACGAGUUGCUGGAAGCCGUGCGCGACUUGCCGAAGUGCUCGCCGUACUUGCACGUGCCGGUGCAAAGCGGGUCGAACCGUAUGCUGAAGCUGAUGAAGCGUGGCUACACUGUGGAAGAGUACCGUGAGAUGUAUCAGCGGAUUUUGGCCACCGUGCCCGGUGCGGCGGUGACCAGCGAUUUCAUCGUCGGCUUCUGUGGCGAGACCGAGGAAGACUUCGAGCUGACCGUCGAUCUGGUGCGGGAGUGUCGAUUCAAGAACAGCUUCAUCUUCAAGUACAGCGCACGCCCCGGCACGAAGGGAGCCGAGCGUUUCGAGGACGACGUUCCUGAAGAAGUGAAGCGGCGACGCAACAACGAACUGCUGGCCGUGCAGAAUGCGAUCAGCGAAGAAGACAACCAACCAUUCGUCGGGCAAACGCACGAUUUGCUCGUUGAAGGCCCCAGCAAAGCCAGCCAACGCCAGGGCGAUCUCGGCCCGGUAAUGCAGUUGGUGGGUCGAACGAUGUGCGACCGAAUCGUAGUGUUCGACGGAACCGAGCGGCAGAUUGGCCAGAUCGUUCCGGUGCGAAUCGAUGAAGCCAACGCCCACACCAUGUUCGGCUCGAUGGUGACCCAGCAUGUGGGCCCUGAAGUAUAUACGCUGAACGUGCCCGACUGA